AUGCUCCUCGAGACACCACAGAAGAAACCCUAAAAUUGGGGCUGUGGGCCUUGCCCCUAGAAUAGAAUAGCCUGUGUGGCUAAUAGAAGGCCAAGGCUGGAGAAGCAGGAUUUGCUUCUGGUCUCCAGGGCAACAGGCCAGGUGGCCAAUCAGCUCGCAGGCCUGGGGUCAUUGUGCAAAUGUGUUGCUAUGGCUCCUGAAACCCAGGUGACGGAAGGUACGCAGACGGAGGAGAGCCUGCUUCGGGUCCUGCAAGCGUGUGGACAUGUCUGUGGAAAAGGCCACGAAAGUAGAGGAGAGUUUUCAAAGGGUCCUGGGAUUUAAGAAGAUGGUCGACCGGUGGCGGAACUCGCACACCCACUGUCUGUGGCAGACGACACUGGACCAGAGGAGGAACCUGUAUGCUACCCUGAGGAUGCAGGACGCCAUGGGCCGGGAGCUGGCCCUGGCCCGUAAGCAGCUGCUGGUGGUCCGUCGGGCGGCCCUGUGCCAGCUGUUCGAGGCGGAGCUUCGGCAGUACGAGCGGGAGCUGAAUCAGACGGGCAGAGCUUUCUACGUGGAGAGGCUCUGAUGGCAUCCGAAACAGAGCUGCCUCGUAACGGCUCGUUCUGCGGCCCUAAGUCUUGAUUUGUUUCAGAGUGUUUAUUUAUAGCCAUGAUCUUGAAACAGCUUCCUGGGUAUUGCUCACCGCCUCUCC
Molecule: messenger RNA, 697 nt
Organism: Hyaena hyaena (striped hyena)
Lineage: Eukaryota; Metazoa; Chordata; Mammalia; Carnivora; Hyaenidae
Gene: CFAP141
Product: chromosome unknown C1orf189 homolog
Exons: 4
Coding region: 266-571 (101 amino acids)
Source: RefSeq, a predicted model, not a curated record